CAGAAAAAUAGACAAAUGAGAUCAAAAUGGUGCAUGAACAACAAAUCGGAUCUCGAAUUUUUAGAGAACCCUGAAUUUUGCUUGCUCCAAACCCAACUUACUGUGUUUAAAGAAAAGAAAAACCCAACUUGCUCAACACUUCCCCUGCCCGCCGCAGGCACCCGCAGUCAACACCUAGCACGACGCUAACCUGUCCAGCGCCUCCACCUCCUCCCCCUCCGGCUAGGCAUUCCGUCGAGCACCAGCCCAGCCCCCGACCCAACGACCGCCGCCGCAGCCAUGCUCCUCACGAAGCCCCAGCUCUCUUCCUCCCUACUCGCAUCCACGCCGCUCUUUACCCCCGCAUCCACCCCCAACCACGCCAAGCCAAUCGUCGCCUCUCACGCCCCCGGCCGCCGCCUCCGCAUCUCCGCCACAUCCACGGCGGUCUCGCCGGGGGCGACGGCGCUCAGCCGCGUCGACGUGCUCUCGGAGGCGCUCCCCUUCAUCCAGCGCUUCAAGGGCAAGACGGUGGUGGUCAAGUACGGCGGCGCCGCGAUGAAGUCCCCCGAGCUGCAGUCGUCCGUGAUCCGCGACCUCGUCCUCCUCUCCUGCGUCGGCCUCCGCCCCGUCCUCGUCCACGGCGGCGGGCCCGAGAUCAACUCCUGGCUGCUCCGCGUCGGCGUCGAGCCGCAGUUCCGCAACGGCCUCCGCGUCACGGACGCGCUCACCAUGGAGGUCGUCGAGAUGGUGCUCGUUGGCAAGGUCAACAAGAACCUCGUCUCCCUCAUCAACCUCGCCGGCGGCACGGCCGUCGGCCUCUGCGGCAAGGACGCGCGCCUCAUCACCGCGCGCCCCUCCCCCAACGCCGCAGCCCUUGGCUUCGUUGGCGAAGUCGCGCGGGUGGACGCCUCAGUCCUCCACCCCAUCAUCGCCUCUGGCCACAUCCCGGUCAUUGCCACCGUGGCCGCCGACGAGACAGGGCAAGCCUACAACAUCAACGCGGACACGGCUGCAGGUGAGAUUGCCGCUGCGGUGGGCGCAGAGAAGUUGCUGCUGCUCACAGAUGUGUCUGGGAUACUGGCGGACCGUAAUGACCCUGGGAGCCUGGUGAAGGAGAUUGAUAUCGCUGGGGUGCGGCAGAUGGUAUCCGGUGGGCAGGUUGCUGGUGGAAUGAUCCCAAAGGUGGAAUGCUGCGUGAGAGCUCUCGCCCAGGGUGUGCACACUGCAAGCAUCAUCGAUGGGCGUGUCCCGCACUCGCUGCUGCUCGAGAUUCUCACAGAUGAGGGCACUGGCACAAUGAUCACUGGCUAAGGUGUACAAUGCCUCCUUGGUUCUUGUAAAAUUUCAAGCGCCAGUACAGGCGCGCAGAGCUAAGUGCGAGUGAUGGAUAGAACUGUGGAAACCAAGUGGAUGGAGAAAAGGUCUUCGAUUGAGCGCUGCUACGUCAAGGGCCAAAUUAUGCUAGCCAUGAGGAUGCGGGAGACUGAGAUGGGUUGAUUCUUCUCGUCGGUUCGACCACCAUGUCAUGGGCAUAGUGAACUCCACCCACAUCUAAAAAGGAACGGUGCCUGCCUUCUUUUCAGUAUUUAAUUUACCGCAUUCAUCGAAACUCUUACGCUGCUACAUCUAAUUUGUUGGACGGGGAUAUUGUGAGAGAAAAGAGGAGGAAAUCUGUGACCACUGUGCUGGUCGUUGCAGAAUCUAUUCCCCAUUAUGUUGCCUGUUUGCUAUUCUUCCGUGAUACUGAAUAUUAUUGGCGUGCAUUGCUUAGUACCCGUAUUGUUUAUUA
This is a messenger RNA of Hordeum vulgare subsp. vulgare (domesticated barley), 1771 nucleotides long. RefSeq names its product acetylglutamate kinase-like. Lineage: Eukaryota; Viridiplantae; Streptophyta; Magnoliopsida; Poales; Poaceae. The transcript has 2 exons. Gene Ontology annotation, molecular function: arginine binding; ATP binding; acetylglutamate kinase activity. The coding region runs from base 280 to 1293 and encodes 337 amino acids. The record is from RefSeq and is a predicted model, not a curated record. Gene Ontology annotation, cellular component: cytoplasm; chloroplast thylakoid. Gene Ontology annotation, biological process: L-arginine biosynthetic process.